GUAAUACCACCUUGAUUCGCCUUGGUUGUAGAUCAUGAAAUCGGAUGUUUUCCACACCUAAAGACCAACGACAAAAGGAAUGGCGGCAACACUGAUUGUGAUUAAAGAAACUGGAAGCUAAAUAAUCAAAACAAAAUAAAUAAUGGUCCAAAACAAAUUGAUUAUUGACUAACACGAUUUGCAAGUGAGAAAAAUUAUGCUUUAAUUAGCAAGCGAACUGGAAAAGAAGUCGGAUACUUUGGAAAACAUUUAAAUCAUUAAAACUUCAUUGAAAACUAAUUUCUGCGUUCAAAACAUGGUUAGCAGCAUUGAGAAACGCGUACGGGAGGGAAUCAAGCAUUAAAAAUGAAUCGGUCCGACUCCAUUCGUCGGGAUCGCUCCUUCGACAGCGUUCUCAAUAAGUUGAUGCGUAUGCGGUCACAGAACCAUGAAACGUUCAAGGCAGCGAUGUAUAACUUUCUCAUAGCAGCUGGCGUUGCUGCGUUUGUUGCCGUCUGCUUUAUUUUAGGCCCAUUUGUACGUCCCCUACUCUGGGCUUUUCUUAUGGGCGCAGUCCUCUUCCCUUUCAAAAGGCAUUUGGCACAACUGCUGAAUGGCUGGUUCGAGCGCCUGGAAGAGCGCGAUUCAAAUGUUAUGGUAUCGAUUUGUUUAGCACCGCUUGAAGCCAGUGAAUAUUGUGGAAGUUUGGUAGUGAGCUGGUUGCGAGAACAUUGGCAGCUAUUGACAGCAGGCGUCGGCGCGGCUGCGUGCUUCAAACUGUUAAUGCUCUAUGCGCCUAAGGGAUUUCUGUGUGCGGUUUGGCGUUUCGUGGUUUUUUCGCAUAGCACUUUUGUACAAUUAAUUGGCUUUCUAAAUAUUUACAUGCUAUUUGCAAUAAUUGCAAUCUACUUAACGUCUGUGUAUUUUUUAUGGAAGCCCGAAAAUAGCACCAAGUUCGUCAUGGCUGGCCAAUCACUUUGGAUGGCAAUAGUUAGUUAUGGUUGCAGCUUUUUAGGCGCACUGCAAGUACCAGCUUUUAUUUUGAUAAUGUUGUAUGUAGGUGCAUCUAUAAUUUAUCAUAUGCGCACUGCUGAAGGUUCCAGUAGUUAUAUAGAUAAACUAAAAAAGUUAUUGGACAAGACUGAUUUUGAAAAGUCAGUAAGAAACAUUAGCAUCAAAAAGCAAAGUCUACAUUCUGAUACCGAAGAUGUCUCGUUGACCGAGACGAUAGAUUCCCUAGAUACUUCAGAGCUAGAAGGCGAGAAAGAUUGCCCACAUUUGAGUGAUUUAUAUUUUAAAUGUUUAUUUUACGCCUGCAUAGCAACAUUUUUGUAUCGCAACAUAUGGAUGUUCAUAUUGGCCGCUAUACCCAUAUCACUGCAUUUAUUAUACACCUUUUGCAAUAUAACGGGCUUUACGGCGUUCAUUUCAAAUAAAUUCAAUGAAGUCUAUGAAAACCUUAAGUCUUGGGCUAUAGAACAUCACUCUGCCGUAUUGCCACUUUGUUUGCCGGGUGUGCUUGAAUUGAAUUAUAAAAUAAACGCUAUAAUACGUGAUUCAUUGAAGUCCUCCGUCGAUUUAGUCACUUCCAUACUGAUGAUUAUUCUGAUGCUUUUGCUCAUUGUAUUUUUAAGUGUAUUUUUCUGUGUGAAUAUCUAUUCGGAAACGAUUGAGGUUGCUUACUUAGGCAAGGAUUUGAUAAAUAAAACAAUUACUGACCGUCCCGAAUUGGUCGACAUACUGCCUGAGAAUAUACAGUCUUCUCUAGAUGAUGCGUUGGAUAAUGCGCAUCAUUACGGACGCCGCAAAAUCGAAACAUAUAUCGAUGACUGGCUUGCUGAAGCAGAUUCAGUGCAUGCGACAAAAUUAAAGGAGCAAAUAUUAGAUGUUUGGGAUCGUUUGAUACAGUACUGGAUUGAUGUAAACAAAUCCGAUUCCUCCUAUGGACCACGUGUGCCAACUGAUGCGCUUAAGACGACAUUCGGUGAAAUUGUUGAUAAUCCUGGACAUUUUAAAGAGCUAGUUUUAGUGGCUAAACAGGGCAUUAUCGGCUGGGCAAAGAGCAAUACACAAACGAUAUUGGAAGUAGCUGAGUCGCUGUGGCACAUCAUUCGUACAAAUCUCUCGAUGAUCAUGACGUUUACUGGUGAAAUCUUAUCUUUGGUAUUGUCUGGCGGGCAAGCAUGUGUUGAAUUCAUUCUCGAUAUGAUCGUCUUCUUCACAGCGCUUUUCUAUUUGCUUUCAAGCAGCAAUACAAAAUAUGCGCCACUGCAAAUUACGAAAUAUUUGGGAUUCUCGACAUCCGGCUCUAAAAUUGCCGAUGCUUUAGAGAACUCCAUUUCGAGUGUGUUAAUUUCCAUGUUUAAGUGUUCAAUUUUUACGGGCCUCUUCACUUGGCUGGUACAUACAGUGUUUGGCGCUCGCAUUGUCUUUCUACCAUCGGCGCUGGCAGCGAUUUUGUCUGCUGCACCAUUUUUGGGCAGCUACUGGUGUUCAUUGCCUGCCUUGUUGGAGUUAUGGCUGGCUCAAGAUCGCUUCUAUGCUGGAAUCGUGCUAUUUUUAUUGCAAUUCUUCGUGCCACCGUAUUUUGAGGCAGCCAUCUAUGCAGAAAUGAAGGGCGGUGGACAUCCUUAUUUGACUGGUUUGGCUAUUGCGGGCGGCAUGUAUUGGAUUGGUUGGCAGGGCGCCAUCUUUGGUCCAUUAAUGUUAUGCUUCUUCAUAGGAAUAUUUGAGGUUGCAGCUGUAGCUAUGCGCGCCAAUGAUGACCCAAG
This is a messenger RNA of Rhagoletis pomonella (apple maggot), 2750 nucleotides long. Its product is annotated as transmembrane protein 245. The record is from RefSeq and is a predicted model, not a curated record. NCBI's taxonomy places the organism in Eukaryota, Metazoa, Arthropoda, Insecta, Diptera, Tephritidae.